Molecule: messenger RNA, 2625 nt
Organism: Prunus armeniaca (apricot)
Lineage: Eukaryota; Viridiplantae; Streptophyta; Magnoliopsida; Rosales; Rosaceae
Source: the annotation of a GenBank genome assembly
AUGGACCUCCAUUGUUUCUGGGUUGGCUUCUUUCUGUUUUCUGGCUUUUGGGCAGUUGCUUUCUGUGAUCAAGAUGGUUUCUUGAGCUUAACUUGUGGUGGAACUACCAAUUACACUGAUUCAUCGAGUAUCUCAUGGAUUCCAGACAGUGCAUACAUAAGCAUAGGCAACACCACCACCGUUGAUUACUUUGAUGGAACCUCCUCAUCUGGCGCCCCAGUUCGAUACUUCCCAGUUUCCCAAGGUCGCAAAUGUUAUGGACUACCAGUAACCAAUGUGUCAUCUUUGGUUCUUGUUAGAGCUCAAUUUGUGUACAAAAACUAUGACGGCCUUGGGAAACCCCCAUCAUUCUCUGUGUCUCUUGGGACAGCCAUUGUUAGCACCAUAGACCUCAGAAAAAACGAUCCAUGGACAGAAGAGUUUUUAUGGCCAACUGGUAAGGACGCGGUCUCCUUCUGUUUGCAUGCUAUUGCAGAUAGAGGGACUCCUGUAAUUUCUACAAUUGAAGUUAGGCCACUUCCUCAAGGAGCUUACACAAGUGGCAUGGAAGAUUUCCCAAAUAAGUCACUUAGGAAAAGCUACCGAAUAAAUUGUGGUUACACAAAUGGAUCUUUGAGGUACCCUUUGGACCCGUAUGAUCGUAUUUGGGAUGUUGAUCAAAGCUUUGCACCAUUUCACAGUUUGGCACGAAGGGAUGUGUUGACAUAUAACUUUCCUCUUGAUACCUUGGCAGACUACUACAUUGUCCUCUACUUCGCCGGUAUUCUUCCUGUGUUUCCUUCAUUCGACGUCUUAAUUAACGGUGAUGUUGUUCAAUCAAACUAUACUGUGAGAAGCUCACAAGUUGGAACACUAUAUUUUACACUGAGAGGAACGAAGAGCCUGAACAUCACGUUGAAGAGCACCAGCUUCUAUCCUCAAGUCAAUGCAAUCGAGGUGUAUGAAAUUCUUGAUAUUCCAAAGGAAGCCUCCUCCACCACAGUUUCAGCUCUUCAGGUUAUUCAACAAUCUACUGGUCUAGAUCUGGGAUGGCAAGAUGACCCUUGCUCUCCUGUUUCAUGGGAUCAAAUUGGAUGUGAAGGAAACAUAGUUACAUCAUUGGAGCUUCCAGACAUCUAUUUGAGGUCAGUUAGUGCAGCCAUCGGUGACUUGCUGGAUCUUAAAACACUGGACUUGCAUAACACAUCGCUUGCUGGUGAGAUACAGAAUUUGGGUAGCUUGACACGUCUUGAGAAAUUGAAUCUGAGUUUCAAUCGGUUAACAUCCUUUGGUACUGAUUUGGAGAACUUGGUUAGCCUUCAAAUUCUGGACUUGCAAAAUAAUACAUUACAGGGAAUUGUUCCAGAGAGCUUGGGAGAGUUAGAAGACCUCCACUUAUUGAACCUGGAAAAUAACAAACUACAAGGCGCUCUUCCGCUGUCCUUGAACAGAGAAAGUUUGGAAAUCCGAGCAUCAGGAAAUUUGUGCCUCUCUUUCUCAACAUUGAGAUGCAAUGAUUUUUCAGCCAACUCUUCAAUUGAGAUCCCACAAGUUACUAUCUUCACCGGAAAGAAACACACUGAACACAAUCAGUUAGCAAUUAUACUUGGUGCAAUUGGAGGAGCUUUACUUGCACUUGUGAUAUUUUUCUCUAUUUUAGCAUUCUUGUACAUGAGGAAAAAGAGAACUGAAAUCACAUCCACAGAAAGGGCAGUGUCGGAUAUGCGUAACUGGAAUGCAGCAAGAGUUUUUACCCACAAAGAAAUCAAAGCAGCUACCAACAAUUUCAAGGAGGUCAUAGGCCGUGGUAGUUUUGGUUCUGUUUACUUUGGAAGGCUUUCAGAUGGAAAAUUGGUGGCUGUGAAAGUGCGGUUUGAUAGAAGCCAACUUGGGGCUGAUUCUUUUAUCAAUGAGGUGAAUCUAUUGUCUCGAAUUCGGCAUCAAAAUCUUGUGUGCUUGGAAGGGUUCUGUCAUGAAGCAAAGCAGCAAAUACUUGUUUAUGAGUAUCUUCCUGGUGGAUCAUUGGCUGACCACCUUUAUGGUCCAAACAGUAAAAAAGUUUCACUGAGCUGGGUUCGCAGACUGAAAAUUGCUGUUGAUGCUGCAAAAGGAUUGGACUAUCUGCACAAUGGGAAUGAACCUCGAAUCAUACAUCGAGAUGUGAAAUGCAGUAACAUCCUUUUAGACAAGGAAAUGAAUGCUAAGGUUUGUGAUUUUGGCCUGUCGAAGCAAGUAAUGCAGGCAGACGCAACUCAUGUGACCACUGUUGUCAAGGGCACCGCCGGCUAUCUUGAUCCUGAAUAUUACUCAACCCAACAGCUUACUGAAAAAAGCGACGUCUAUAGCUUCGGAGUUGUUCUUCUGGAGCUCAUUUGUGGGAGAGAGCCAUUGAGCCACUCUGGAACUCCAGACUCCUUUAAUUUGGUGUUAUGGGCCAAGCCUUACUUACAGGCAGGUGCAUAUGAGAUAGUGGAUGAGAGCCUAGAGGAAAGAUUUGAUGUCCAAAGCAUGAAAAAGGCAGCCUUAGUUGCUAUAAGGUCUGUAGAGAGAGAUGCAUCACAGAGGCCAACCAUAGCAGAGGUGUUGGCUGAGCUCAAAGAAGCUUACAGCAUUCAACUAUCAUAUCUCGCAUCACAUGAAAUGUGA